AUGGCGAGUGAAUCAGAUGAAUUUGACAAACACAUAGAAAAUCUUAAAAGUGAUGUGAAACAGUCGUUUGCGAGAGUGUAUACUAGUUUAAAAGCGAGAGAAUUAAAAACUUUACGUCAACUUGAUGCCAUACGUAAACAAUGCCAAGACGACAAAGACUUAAAGAGUAAUUGUGUUCAAAAUAUUCGAAUAUUUUACGAAAACGAGUCCACAUUAUUAGAUAACGUACAUAAAUAUGGAGCUAUUGACUUUGAGAAAAUUAAAUUUGAUAGCAAAACUUUUACAUUAGAGGAUUACGUGAGUCCAGAAAAUGAUCACAUGUACUCUUACAAAACCGUAGAAGAAUUAACUGAAGAGGUCAAAAGGGAGGAGUUAGAAGCUAUAGAAGAGGCUGCCUUAAUACAGGUAACUACUAAUGAAAACUGCGUUUGUUACGUAAAAAUUAAGCCAGAAGAGGUUUCGAAACAAUUUAGAGAUGUAGAAAUGAAUGUGUCACCUAAAAAGGUAUGUGAAAAUUGUCCGAGUAGCUUAAGUAGUAAUAUAGUCGAAUGUGCAGAGAGUCGAGAUAGUACAGAGGAUGAGAAAAGUGACACUUCUGAUCCAGAUGUGAAGAAAAUAGAUCCAACAGAUGAUUGGUUAAACUCAAUAAAAAGUCAGACUGAAACUGAGCCGUCACAAGUGGCAGAUGUCAUGGAACACAGUACCAUAGCUUGUGUAUAG
Molecule: messenger RNA, 720 nt
Organism: Arctia plantaginis
Lineage: Eukaryota; Metazoa; Arthropoda; Insecta; Lepidoptera; Erebidae
Source: the annotation of a GenBank genome assembly